Xenia sp. Carnegie-2017 is the source of this 764-nucleotide messenger RNA. RefSeq lists its product as uncharacterized. The transcript is spliced from 3 exons. NCBI's taxonomy places the organism in Eukaryota, Metazoa, Cnidaria, Anthozoa, Malacalcyonacea, Xeniidae. The record is from RefSeq and is a predicted model, not a curated record. The coding region runs from base 132 to 536 and encodes 134 amino acids.
CAAUUCCAACCAAUCAUUGCUGUUGAUAAGCAUAGUUGAGCUAGGCAAAUUAGGCAAUUGAAAAUUAACAUACACUCGUAUUGUUUCUGAACAGCCUCUGUGCUCAGUUUACGGUUUUGUGAUAUUUUAUAAUGUCUUCAUUGUGUUGUGGUAAUUUAUACGAGACUGCUCAGUCUGCGUUGGCCAAAAACGAUUUAAAAUGCCUUAAUGAGCUUUAUUCUCGUUUAUUGGUCGACGUUCGACCUAUGUUUACUAACGAGCAGCUGUUAGAUAGAAUUUAUGACCCCGACCAUACUCUGUGUCGAAAUUUUGGAGCUGAAAUAUAUGUGCCAAAGCACGCUCAUGACGGAAAGACUUGUACUGCAAUAAGGACACUUAAAAACUAUCAGCGAAGUACCAUGGUUGGGGAACGCUUAAAUGGUUUGGCCUUGAUGCAAAUUCAUCAGGAAAUUGUACCAGAUAUUGUGUUCCUAGGCAUGCUGAUGAGCCCUGAUAUGGGGCGAAACAGUCUUGUGUGCAUUCAAUAUUCUGAAUAGUGAAAAUCAACGACCUUGUGAUAUGUAAGUAUAAAUAUACAAUGUUUUUAUGUAUUUAUACGAUUGAGAUCUACAAGAUUCUGCAUAGCUGAAUGAUUAGACUGUUUGAUUUAAACAAUUUAUCGAAAGCAUAAAUAGUGUAGUAUGUUUUGCAAAGUAUGACGUCAUAGGUUUAGCACUGAAUGACGUCAUAAUGUUUUGCCUAUGGUAUCCAAAAUCCUAGAUCCG